CCGCCGGUUUUCCUUCCCUCUGCCCCGCCCACGGCAUGGCCCCGGUGCCCCCCAAGAGAAGGCGGGGCCCAGGCCGGGGAGAGGAGGCCGGGGCCGGGAGAGCCGCAGCCCCCUCCCCAGCCCCGCCCCGCUUCCCGGGGGUCACCAUCUACCUGGCCGAGCAGCACAUGGGCCGGAGCCGCCGGGCUUUCCUCACAGAGCUGGCCCGGGCCAAGGGCUUCCGCGUGGACCAGGCUUACAGCCCAGAAGUGACCCACGUGGUGAUGGAGGGGAGCUCGGCAGCUGAAGCAUCUGACUGGCUGGAUCAUGUGUUGGGGGCCUCUGGGAGCCUUCCGAAGCCCCUGCUGUUGAAUAUCAGCUGGUUCAUCGAGUGCAUGCGUCAGGGGAAACCUGUACCAGUGGAAGGCCGACACUGCCUGGAGGUCCCCUUACCCACGAGGAGCCAGGCAGAUCCAGACUCUGUGCCAGCCUACGCAUGUCAGCGACACACACCCCUCGCCCACCACAAUCUGUGCUUUACGGAGGCCCUGGAGACCCUGGCAGAGGCUGCAGGUUUCGAGGGCAGCCAGGGCCGGUUCCUCGCCUUCCAGCGGGCUGCCUCGGUGCUCAAGGCCCUGCCUGGCCCCAUCACCAACAUGAGCCAGCUGCAAGGGCUUCCCUGUUUUGGAGAACAUUCUUCCAGGAUUGUGCAGGAACUGUUGGAACAUGGAGUUUCUAGUGAAGUUGAAGGAAUCAAACAAUCAGAGAGAUACCAGACGAUGAAGCUCUUCACCCAGAUCUUUGGAGUUGGGGUGAAGACCGCUGACAGGUGGUACCGGGAAGGGCUUCGGACCCUGGACGAUCUCCAAGCACAGCCCAGAAAACUGAACCGGCAGCAAGAGGCAGGGAUCCGUCAUUUUGAGGACCUUAGCAGUCCAGUCUGGCGCCAUGAGGCAGAUGCCAUCCAACAGGUCGUGGAGGAGGCCAUACGGCAAGUGCUUCCUGGCGCCACUGUGACCCUGACUGGUGGCUUUCGCAGGGGAAAGCUGCAAGGUCAUGAUGUGGACUUCCUUAUCACCCACCCUGUAGAAGGACAGGAGGCAGGACUGAUACCCAAGGUGAUGGGCCACCUAGAGAGCCAGGGUCUUGUUCUGUACCAACACACCCAAAGCAACCAUUACCAAGACCUCAAGGACCUUGACCACAAGGCGUCCCAGAACACUGCCAUGGACGCCUAUGAGAAAUGCUUCUGCGUUCUCUGGCUCCCAAAGCCACCUACAUCCUUCCACCUGGAGACUGGAGAGGGUCCCAAAGAGCCCUCCAGGGAUGGGAAAGCAGUGAGAGUGGACCUUGUGGUAUCACCUAUCAGCCAGUUUGCCUUUGCCCUGCUUGGCUGGACUGGCUCCCAGCAUUUUGAGAGGGAGCUUCGAAGGUUUAGCCAAGCAGAGAAGAACCUGCUGCUCAACAGCCAUGGCCUCUAUGACCCAGAAAAGAAGGAGUCCUUACCAGCGGCUUCAGAGGAAGACAUCUUCACACACUUGGGCCUGGAGUACAUCGCACCAGAACAGAGGAAUGCCUGAAUGCCUGGUCUCUCAUCCCUCAUGUGCCUCCAUUUUUGGGUAGCAAGAGAAGCGCACUGCCUGGGAACUGCAGGGAUUGAGUGGGGCAGGAGGGGCCUACCCUGCCACAUGCUGGUCUGCUGAUGAUUCCACCCUGCUCCCCUCCCUGGGGGUCCCAGAAAGUCAUCUCUGGCCCUGAGAAGCUCAUCUGGGAGAAGCCUGGGCUUCCUUGUGUCCAACCCCUUCCCAUCCCGAUCCUUGGGAAGGUGAAGAUAUUUUAACAUUAGUCCGGAGAAUCUGAAAAUCCUCAGGUCUUUUAAAAUCACUCAACCUGUGUGUCAGAGAAGGGGUUCCCAGCCCCACCUUCUUGCUCAGCCAGGGCUUUUGGGAGAAUGGAAUGCCAGAGUCAGUAGUGGCCUGGAAUGCCUGAUCCAAAGUGCCUUUUAGAAAUGUAGGGCCCAUAAUUCUUUGCCUUUUUUCAUCCCUGGGGGUAGGGUAUUGGUUGUUUACAUGUAAAUGCAAAAAAAAAAUUAUGAUUAAAGGGAUGUCUAUUUUUGCAAGGAA
Molecule: messenger RNA, 2102 nt
Organism: Trichosurus vulpecula (common brushtail)
Lineage: Eukaryota; Metazoa; Chordata; Mammalia; Diprotodontia; Phalangeridae
Gene: POLM
Product: DNA polymerase mu
Exons: 11
Coding region: 36-1559 (507 amino acids)
Biological process (GO): double-strand break repair via nonhomologous end joining
Cellular component (GO): nucleus
Molecular function (GO): DNA binding; DNA-directed DNA polymerase activity
Source: RefSeq, a predicted model, not a curated record